This is a messenger RNA of Cyprinodon variegatus (sheepshead minnow), 2537 nucleotides long. RefSeq names its product endonuclease/exonuclease/phosphatase family domain containing 1 (gene eepd1). The record is from RefSeq and is a predicted model, not a curated record. Gene Ontology annotation, biological process: DNA repair. Lineage: Eukaryota; Metazoa; Chordata; Actinopteri; Cyprinodontiformes; Cyprinodontidae. The transcript is spliced from 6 exons. Gene Ontology annotation, molecular function: DNA binding. Gene Ontology annotation, cellular component: plasma membrane. The coding region runs from base 204 to 1766 and encodes 520 amino acids.
GAGUGUGUGUGUGUGUGUGUGUGUGUGUGUGUGUGUGUGUGUGUGUGUGUGUGUGUGUGACAGGGUGAAGUUGAGCGCGCGCUCUGGGUAGUUUGCAGCUGAUCGGUGCGUCAGGACGCGCAGUCCGUCCGCCUCCAGCAUGUAGCAGCUCUCUGGACUCUCUGCUGUCCUUCUGACCCGUUAGCCGGUGACCGUCCGGAACCAUGGGGGGGGCUCUGGGCUGUCACCGCUCCAUCCCGCGGGACCCCGCAGACCUGAGCUGCGGGAAACGUAAAUUCAGCGCAGCCUGCAACUUCAGCAACAUCUCCGUGAACCACGAGCGGCUGAACAUCAACGCCGCCACCGAGGAGGAGCUGAUGACGCUGCCGGGGGUGAACCGGGCCGUGGCCCAGAACAUCGUGGAGUACCGGGACUGCAUCGGCGGCUUCAGGAAGGUGGAGGACCUGGCUCUGGUCAGCGGGAUCGGAGCCGCCAAGCUGGAGGCCAUCAAGCCGGAGAUCUGCGUCUCCUCCAGGAGCAGCUCCUCCCAGCAUUCACCCUCCUCGCUGCGCAGAGAGCCGGAGCAUCCGUCCGGUACCGGGAUCAACGUCAACACGGCCACCGCGGCGCAGCUGCGGAGCGUCCGCGGCCUGACGGAGAAGAUCGUCCGGAACAUCGUGGCCUACCGGGCGGAGCACGGCCCGUUCCGGAGCAUCGAGGACCUGGUGAAGGUCCAACACGUCAGCAGCUCCCUGUUGGACCGGAUCCGCUUCCAGGUGUACGUGGAGCGCUCCAGGACGCCGUCCACCAACACCCAGCAGAGCCCCACCUCCUUCAGCCUGCGGAGCGAGGAGCCGGACCUUCCUCCCGGCGGCCCGACGCACAUCGGCUCGGUUCGGCCCAGCGGGGAGCCGCCGCUCGCGCUGCGGGACGGGAAGCCGGUGGUGCGUCUGGCGACGUGGAGCCUGCAGAGCUGCUGCUGCGAGAAGGCCAACAACCCGGGGGUCCGGGAGGUGGUCUGCAUGACCCUGCUGGAGAACGACAUCAAGAUAUUGGCAGUGCAGGACCUGCUGGAGCGAGAGGCUCUGGAUAAGAAGGUCUUGUUCCUGCUCUCAUGUUCUGGUUCUGGUUCUGGCCUGACUGCUGGUUCUGUGUCUCAGGGUUGGACCUUCUCCGGGUUCCUGUGGGACAGCUCGUCUGGGUUCGACCUGAAGGACGCCGUGGUUCUGGAUGGCCCGGUUACCAACGGCAACGGAAACCAGCCUCAGCUGUACCGGGCCUGCUUCUCACUGGGUUCCAUGGAGCUGGUGCUGGUGAACGUCCACAUGCCGAGCGCAUCAAGCGGCGAGUCCAAAGAACCGGGUCAGCACCUCAGUUCCAGCAUCCAGGAAACUCUCAAAGGUGAGAAGGAGCUGGUGGUUCUGGGCGACUUCGGCGGUCCUCCUCAGAGCUCCGAGCUGGAUGUCCUGAGGAGGGAGAAGCUGCUGGCGCUGGUUCCGUCGGGUCGGUUCACCAACAUCAGCACCCGCUGCCCGCAGGGCUCCCAGUGUCUGGACAACAUCUGGAUCAGCCGCUCCCUGAAGAAGAUCUACUCAGGUCACUGCAUGGUGGUGCGGGAGGGCCUGACCAAUCCCUGGAUCCCUGAUAACUGGUCGUGGGGGGGCGUGGCCUCGGACCACUGCCCUGUGGUGGCCGAGUUCUACGCCGACCCGUCCUCCAAGGAGCUGAGCCGUCCGACCGUGGCGGUGGUGGACAGAGGGGAUGGGACGCCCAAACAUGAGCGGUGACGGCGGAGAGAUGAUGUCCUGGUGCAGCAGAGCUUCCUGAUCAAUGUGAAGAAGUCCUGAUCUGUCCUCCAACCUCUUUAAGCCAUAAAAAUGUUCAGCUGUAAAAAACCAAGAACUUGAAGAGAAGAUGUGCCAAACGUUUUCUAUGUGUAAAUAAAAUAAAGAGAGAUAAUUCUUAGAUCUUAUGGAGGACCUGCUGUCUCUGUGUCUUCCUGUCCGACUGAAUGCGGCUCUGCAAUCGUCCUCCUCGCCACCAUCAGGAGCUCAGCUGCUGUUAUGGGAUCAGGGAUGUUAUUCAGCAGGAGACCAGGCUCUCCAGGUGAACCUGCUACACCUGCUCAGCCUCUCUGAUGCUCUGCUUCCAUCUUAGCUUAGCAGCAGCUUUUAUUUUGAAAACUCCAUUUCAGCUCCUUCAGGGUGUUUUCUGCUGCUGGAGUUUUAUGGCACAUUGAUCCUGGAAGGAUCCACACGUCUGUGGCUGAGCUAGCAUUAGCACUAGCAUUAGCAGCAGUUAGCUUUCAGAAACCUUGACCCAUGGGAACCAGAGUUGUGUGUUAAAUGAUCCAGACUGAAUGCUGCCUCUUUCAGAAUAAUCCAAUCCAUCCCACCCAGGACUCCGGAGGUUAUUCUGGCAGAGGGAGCCCUCUAGUGGACAACAGCAGGCACAGUAAAGGAGGUUUUAAUCUGGAUCCUCUGUUCUUGAUGUUUAUUUAAUCCAUUCAAAGAAACUGACUGUUACUGUCAGCCAUGUUGAAAUAAAUUCAGUGCAUU